AUGAUCUAUGCAUAUGCUCUUAAUGUAGAAGAUACUGAAACCGCAGAAUCCAUGGGAGACGUCGUAAAAUUCGCUAUUCCCAGCCUAUUUUUAGUAUUAAUUAUUUUAUCAAUUUUUACUUUUAAUAGAGGAGGUACACUCUACAGCGUAUGAUACUUCAUGACUUGAUACCAAUUUAUCCGCUGAAUUCCUCUUAUUAACUCAGAUGUUCCAGAAGUCUAUGACAAAUUUUUUCAACGACUUGCAGAGGCAGCUAAUGAUCAUCAAUUUAUAACAUACGGAACUAGCAAAAGUGUCGACAAUAAAAGGUUAGAGAUUGUAAGUAAGAUAUAUUUAGAAAUAAAAAGCACACUCUUUAUAAAUAACGCUGAAGAACAAAUUGUGUAUUGAUUGGUAUGUGCUUUAGCUGUCAUUAUCAUAGGAGUUAUAGGAGUAUCCCAGAGCAAAACCCCAUGAGGAAUAUUAAAACGCAAAAUGAAGUACAAUUGUAUAAUUCGAGCGACAUUGGUUUUAUAUUUUGAUUUUUUGCUAUUUGCAAUUUUGCAGUUGGAGUAUUUUGAUACCUCAGGAUGAUAUGAAAGUUUGAAUUCUGUUAUCGCGAUAGUGGUGGUUUUUGUAUCAGUUUUAAUCUUUUUUAUUUUGCCUGUGAUUAUCAAGAUAAAAACUGAAAAUUCGAUUGAAAAUGAAAAUUCUAUUAAAGAAAUUGACACACUUAUAACAGAAUUUUCAGCAGAGAGGGUUUAUGCUAAAUAUAACUAUUGGGCUUUGUUUUUUAUUGUUAGGAUUGUUACAGCUUCAAUGUUUAUUAUAUUGUCUUCUUGAUCAAGCAUUCAAGCAUUGGUUAUUGGAAUCUGUGUGUUUGUAAACAGUAAUUUUUACUUAUUCUAUCAUUGUAUGUUAACAAAAACAUUGAAAAAUGCUUUUUAGGAAAUUGCCCCUCUUUCAGAACAACCAAAAAUAAAUAUUUUUUAUAUAAUUAAUGAUUUUAAAUGAGAUCCCAGAUAAUUCUAUUAACUUGCAUCCGUAAAUACAUAUUUUAGUCCUUUAUUUACAAAUUUUUAAAAAAAAAAAAAUUAAACCUUUCAGAGUGAUCAAAAUAAUCUUAUUGCAGAAGUUAGUUUUGUUUAUAUUUUUCUGAUUUCCAUUUAAAACAACUGUAGAAAAUAUAAUAUCAGGGCUUGCCGAAAUAUGGGUGAGGUUAAUUAAAGUACACUGUACUUUUUUCAACCCCCUCCGAAAACCUACAAAAAUGACUGUGUACUUUAAAAAUGGUCAUUUAGUGUGAAAAAAGUACAAACGGUACUUUUCGAUUUUUUAAAAACAGAGGGGUGAAAAAAGUAAACGGUGAAAAAAAAACCAGCCAAAGCAGAGUAAAAAAGUACAUAUAAAAAUCAAUAUUCUAUCAAGACUAAGCAAAUUUAAGCAAAGAAAGGCCAAGGUUGAAUUGCAUAAUAAACAGCUUGUAUUGCAUUAUAAUAAAUACUAAACAAUAUUGCUGUAAAGAAUGCAAGAACUGCAUGAUAAACAAUAAAAAAUAUUUGGCUCUCAAAAUAAGAGGAAAAAAGUACGCUGCAAAAUAUAAAAUGAUUAAAGUGACGUAGAAUAAUCUAAUAUAAAAGACUAAUAAUAAACACAGGAAAUUCCCUUAGAAAGUUCAACUUAAUUUGUUAAAUAAAAGACCAAAAGUUACAAAGAAAUAUAAGAAAAGUGAUUAUGGAGAAAAUUAUUAAAAAUGGAUGAAAAAAGUACAUUUUUUUUCAUAUGUGAAAAAAGAGUGAAAAAAGUACUCAUAAAAUUUUUAACAGUGCAAAUUUUGAAUGAAAAAAGUACAAAGGGAAAAAAAAAACAGAGGGAAAAAGUACAUUGACUUUUUUAUAUGAAAAUACUAAUUUUUUAAAUAUGUUUACCUUAAAAUGAGAAGAACGCAUCAAUUUAAUUUUGCUACAUAUAUUAAUUCUCACUCCACCCCCUUUAAAUUGGAACAAAUAUAGGUAAAAUUUCCACUUUUUUGGUAAAUUAACUCCUUCAAUUGGAAUUUUAUAAUAAAAAAUUAUAUAUAAUUUUUAUCUAAAAAGUUUUGAUAUAAGUUAAAUGCUUCUUCUCAACUAAAAUUCAAAAUUUAGUAAUAUCUUGCUCUUGUUUAAAGAAGUGAGUAUAAAGAGCAUCUUAUUUAAAUAAAUUUAUUAUCCUUAAUUGCUAAAUUUUAAAAAAAAAAAAAUUAUGUUUUUUGAUGAAAAUGAUAUUUUUUAUUUAAAUAGUUUUGAUAUAAAAUCAAUAGGAAUUCUUUAUAAAAUUUAAAAAUUUACUUAUUUCUUGCUUUAUUUUAAAAGAAUAGAGUAUAAAUAGCAUCUUAUUUAAAAAAAAAUUAGCAUUUUGAUCGAUAAAUUUUCUAAAAUUUGUUUUUUUUAAUUUUCUUUUAUUAAUAAAAAUACUAAUUUUUAUGUAAAUAAUUUUGAUACCAAUUAAUAGUGGCGUAUUAACUAAUAAUGUAAAUUUAGUUAUAUAUUGCUUUGUUUUAAAGGAUAAAGAGUAAAUAGCAUUUUAUUAAACAAAUUUAUUAAUCUAUUCGAUAAAUUUUUGAAAUUUGUUUUUUUUUUAAUAAAUUUUGAAAAUUUUAUAUUGAUUUUUUUUCUAGAUAAUUAAAAUAUGGCGUCUUUGUCUAGGUAUGGCCUCACGGCCAUACAGCCUCCGACUCAUAUUUUAAUUAUAUCCGGCAAGGUUUUUCUAGCCUUGAAAUGGACAGCAAUACUAGGCAACUAAUUCUGCAGGAGCGCAGAACCUAGCCCAAGUCCAAAUUCGAGACUGGUUUUUACCUCGAAGGUAAGGAGGGUUCAGAUUUGGAAAUGGUAAGCCCAGCAGAGUCUACAGGUAAUACCUAGACCAAUCGGGCAACUGCCUAGAGUUAAACUGGGCGUUACGUCCCAGGAUUUGGUCUUUAUCCUUUUGCCGACAGGCUACCAGAAAUUCCAUUUUUUGGAAUUUCGGAAUGCCAACUUCGUAUUCCCUCAGCCUCCAAACCCGUAGUCUGCCCACUCAACACUGGAGUCUUUUACAAUAGACAAGGAGGAGGCAUCAGUACCCCCGCUUUAUGUGGGAGUGAUGUCGCAAAGCGGAUGAAUCCCAUAAGGGAUCCUCGCUGAUUGCGUUAAAAUUAGGGGCACGAGCCCGUCUAUUUAAGUUAAGUUAAGUGAUAUUUUUUUCUAAAAAAAAUAACCCCCCUUUAAAUUGGAACAAAAUUUUUGGUUCCAAUUUAAAGGGGUUGGAGUGAGAAUUAAUAUAUGUAGCAAAAUUAAAUUGAUGCGUUCUUCUCAUUUUAAGGUAAACAUAUUUAAAAAAUUAGUAUUUUCAUAUAAAAAGUCAAUGUACUUUUUCCCUCUGUUUUUUUUUCCCUUUAACUUUUUUCAUCCAUUUUUAAUAAUUUUCUCCAUAAUCACUUUUCUUAUAUUUCUUUGUAACUUUUGGUCUUUUAUUUAACAAAUUAAGUUGAACUUUCUAAGGGAAUUUCCUGUGUUUAUUAUUAGUCUUUUAUAUUAGAUUAUUCUACGUCACUUUAAUCAUUUUAUAUUUUGCAGCGUACUUUUUUCCUCUUAUUUUGAGAGCCAAAUAUUUUUUAUUGUUUAUCAUGCAGCUCUUGCAUUCUUUACAGCAAUAUUGUUUAGUAUUUAUUAUAAUGCAAUACAAGCUGUUUAUUAUGCAAUUCAACCUUGGCCUUUCUUUGCUUAAAUUUGCUUAGUCUUGAUAGAAUAUUGAUUUUUAUAUGUACUUUUUUACUCUGCUUUGGCUGGUUUUUUUUUUCACCGUUUACUUUUUUUUCACCCCUCUGUUUUUAAAAAAUCGAAAAGUACCGUUUGUACUUUUUUUCACACUAAAUGACCAUUUUUAAAGUACACAGUCAUUUUUGUAGGUUUUCGGAGGGGGUUGAAAAAAGUACAGUGUACUUUAAUUAAACCUCACCCCCGAAAUAUGUACAUUAUUAUUAAUAAUCCAAACUGGAUUAUUUAAUUUAAACGGCUGAACAAGCAGCUCAAUGAACUAUAUGGCCUGAGGCUGCAUAUCAGUAGUCUAUAUUGGCAUAGUUUUAUGUCUAAUACGAUAUUUCAGUAUUUUAGCAUUAUCAAAGCAUGCUGUUUUCGAUGAAAGAAGUAUUGAUAAAAAAAAUGAUGAGACUGUAGAUCGAUCUAGCGAUAUCAAAGCUCCUACUAAAAUAGAGCCAGAAUUCCAAAUCGAAGAUCUUGAAGAACAAGAAGUUAUACAAUCCACCUUGCCAUUCGCAAAUAAAUCAGUGUUUACUCCACCAACAAUAAAUUCUGAGCACGUGAUUAAUACAAAUGCACCAAUUAUUAUGGAAAAUAUCAAUCAAAAAGUUUAUGAAGAACCUACAGAAGAGCAAAAAUUAGAAAAUAAAGAAAUUUUCAAUGAAAAGAAUAUAGAAAACAGAAAUAGAAGAUACGGGGAAGGUCUGUCUUUUUAUCCUAGGCUUGAAGACUUAGUCUUAGUCUUAAUUAAAUUUAUAGAGUAGCUCCCGGCCAGGACCGAAGGUCCUUUUCUUCCGCCUUUUGGACGCCUCGCUUGCUUUCCUUGCCCUGCUCCCAGUGUGCACCUAAGUGCCACAGGCUACCACUCAGCUCCUUCCGGUCAUGGGGCUUGUUCAUGCUAUCCCGGAAGUAGGCGGACUGGGUCACCGUGCUUCACGUCGCCAGACAAGGGUUAGAGCUAAAGGAUUAACUCCUUAGCUCUUGUCGGCUCCUGCCAUGCCCUCCAAAUUGGCACUAGCGGUCCCUAGAGGAAAAACCCUUUUUGCCCCGUGUCCUAUCGGGACGAACCCAGGAUCGUCGUUGUUGGACUGGGAGGGAAACCUAGCCGGACACAAACUACCAGUACCCAUUCCAGACCUUUCCCUGGGCGGAUUGGCUUCAGGCCGCAGCAAGGUCCCCAAUCUCGCCUCAGUUCCGGGAGAGGGUGGGUCGGUGUCGUCGCCAUUUUAUUUGUGUCCUAGGCUUGAAGACAAGUACAAAAGAAUUUCUUUAAAAUAA
Blepharisma stoltei is the source of this 5033-nucleotide messenger RNA. The record is from the annotation of a GenBank genome assembly. NCBI's taxonomy places the organism in Eukaryota, Ciliophora, Heterotrichea, Heterotrichida, Blepharismidae.